Molecule: messenger RNA, 4470 nt
Organism: Toxotes jaculatrix (banded archerfish)
Lineage: Eukaryota; Metazoa; Chordata; Actinopteri; Toxotidae
Gene: lmbr1
Product: limb development membrane protein 1
Exons: 17
Coding region: 149-1627 (492 amino acids)
Biological process (GO): signal transduction
Molecular function (GO): transmembrane signaling receptor activity
Source: RefSeq, a predicted model, not a curated record
UUCGAUGCAAACUGUCUUUUAACGAGUCAGGGGAUUUUUUUUUUUUGCAGAGCAGGGAUGACACCUGACUUGUAGUCGUUGAUGCCAGUUGUACGAUCUAGCAUGUAGUGAGUCUGUAGCUUUUUUUUUUUCUGUAGCAAUAUGAAGAAUGGAAGAAGACGAUGUUACGAUCAGAGAGCAGAAUUUCCACAGCCAAGUUCGAGAGUACAUCAUUUGUUUCCUCCUGUUUGCAGUCCUCUACAUUGUGUCCUACUGCAUCAUAACCAGAUACAAGAAGAAGAGUGAUGACCACGAGGAUGAAGAUGCUGUUGUCAACCGAAUAUCAUUAUACUUGUGCACCUUCACCCUGGCAGUGUCGGGUGGUGCCGUCUUCCUACUGCCUUUUUCAAUCAUUAGUAACGAGAUCCUCCUCUCCUUCCCCAAAAACUACUACAUUCAGUGGCUCAAUGGCUCCCUCAUUCACGGUCUGUGGAACCUGGUGUCGCUGUUCUCCAACCUUUGCCUCUUUGUCCUGAUGCCCUUUGCUUAUUUCUUCUUGGAGUCUGAAGGAUUUGCGGGAUCAAAAAAGGGCAUUAAGGCACGUAUUCUUGAGACCUUUGUGAUGCUCUUCCUGCUGGCUUUGCUCAUCCUGGGCAUCGUGUGGGUGGCAUCAGCACUCAUUGACAAUGAUGCAGCCAGUUUGGAGUCACUCUACGAUCUUUGGGAAUUUUACCUACCAUACCUCUACUCCUGCAUAUCUCUGAUGGGAGGACUGCUUUUGCUAAUGUGCACGCCUGUGGGAUUGUCCAGGAUGUUCACUGUCAUGGGGCAGUUACUAGUGAAGCCAACAAUCCUGGAGGACCUGGAUGAGCAGAUUUACUGCAUCCAUUUGCAGGAGGAAGCCCUUCAGAGGAGAUUAAACGGAUCAUCCUCACACACUUAUCCUCGAGGAAGCUUUGCUCACCAGCUCAACAAAGAAUUGGACAACAUUAGAAAUCAGAGAAAUAAAUUGGAGAGAAGAAAGAGAGCAUCAGGUUGGGAGAAGAACUUGUUGUAUCCCAUAGUGAUGCUGAUCCUGCUCACAGGAACGACAAUCUCAGUUCUUAUGGUGGCACUGAAUAUCCUCUACCUUCUAGUGGAUGAGACUGCCAUGCCCAAGGGAUCCACAGACCGAGGCAUUGGGAACACCUCCCUGUCCACAUUUGGCGUGGCGCAGGCAGUGCUGGAGAUCAUCCUCAUGUUCUACUUGAUGGUGUCUUCUGUCGUUGGCUUCUACAGCCUGCGUGUCUUCGAGGGGCUCACUCCCAGGAAGGAUGACACAACCAUGACAACGAUCAUUGGUUGCUGUGUGUCAAUCUUGGUCCUGAGUUCAGCCCUGCCAGUGAUGUCCAGAACUCUAGGUAUCACCAGGUUUGAUCUCUUGGGAGACUUCGGAAGAUUUAAUUGGCUAGGAAACUUUUACAUUGUCCUUUCCUACAAUCUGCUGUUUGCUGUCGUGACAACGCUUUGUCUGGUGAGAAAAUUCACCUCAGCAGUACGGGAAGAACUUCUAAAGGCCUUAGGUCUGGAUAAAUUGCAACUGUCAAACAGCCCCACGGACCCUGAAUCUGGGAAGCUCUCGGCCAACGGGCAUCAGAAAACUCUGUGAAAGGGACGGCAGAUCAACACACACACACAAACAAACUCACACAUACACACACACACGCCCACACACACUUAAACACACACCUUAGCAUAGCCAAAGGGAGAUUUCCUGACUGCUGAAAGGUGAAAGGGAUUGCAAGGAACUUAAUAAACCCAGGCAGUGUCUGACGGAUGCUGCGAAUGGAGGCUGAGAGCAAUUUAGCUUCGUGACAUUCCAUCCUCUGCGUCUCGGAUGGAAGCUGGGACAGAGCCAGGGAUGCGACUGAGGAGUGAAAUAGACUGGCAUCACUGCAGUGACCUUGAUGUUGACCUCAACUGCGACUGUGACUUUAAACCACCCAUCUCUUGCUUCAGGGGCACUCUCCCCCCAGCAUUGCUACUUGGUAUUCUUCUACAACCUCCUCAAACUGCACUAGACAAAAGCAAGAGGGUACAGCAGGUAAAACAACGCACCUUCUGUCUUUUCUUUAAGUCUUACGUCUAAUAAAAGGCAGUGGGUUCUUUUUCCAUCACCCUGCUCCUCCUCUGUAUUCAGCAUAGUAAAUAGGCCGCCACAGCUCAGUCAGACUCAUUUUCUAAUGUCAGUAUGUCGAUGGUAACCGGUGUCAGUGAUGCGUGGAGCGGUUUGCAGUUUAUGGUCUUUAAUUGUUGGUCUCUGAUUGCUAUGUGAACUGAUACGGGCAUGAUAAGGUGACAGUUUGUCAUUUUUUGAUUUAAGCUCAAAAUGUGAAAAUAACAAAGUGUGCUCUGUGAAGCAUGAAAGAAGUAAUUUAUUCACUUUCAUCACAGCCAGUACAAAAACCCACACGGCAUCGAUGCAGUUCACAUUAUAUGCAUUGGUACUGUCGUUACUGAUGGGGCCUCCAAUUUUAGCACUCGUGCUCUCAUUUGUCUUUUUUAUUUGGCUUUAUUCAAGUGCGCUUUAACUUUAUUGAUGAAGUCAUUAGUUUGUAUGAAGUAGGGUAAGAACUUUUUUUUUUUAGGUGCUCUAGAUUUGACUUGAGCUAUCCUACAAAUGGGAAACUAUGGGAGUUUUAUCCACUUCAGUUCCAAUGAGCAGAAGGCUUUAGUGCACUGGGAGCUGAGCCUGUGGUUGUAUUUCCUAAAAUGUUGUUAUGCACAUGGUAAGAAAACGUCAUUUUUUUGUCCCCUAACCCCCCACCCCCGAAAAAAAAUUUAGCUUCACAGGGCACAGAAAAAUUAAUCACAUUUGUUAUUUUAGCAAAUGUUGUAUUUACAUGUACAUACUUUUUUGUUUCAUACCUCUUUGCAUUAUUUGGAUGUAAAUAUUGGGCUCUCGGUGAGCCCACUGAGGGUCUGACUCACUAAGCAAUCUGUAUUUUGUUGGACAUAUUAUUUUUUUAUAAACACCUAAAUCUAAUGCAAACCGGUAACAGUCUUCACAUACGGAGUGAAAAAUGUGCAAGUUUGCAGAUCAUAGAAAGACUUGGUGACUCAGGCCCCAUAUCCAUGUUGUUGUAUUGCUGCAUAAUCUUUUGAACUGUGAUGUUCUUUGUCUCCAGAACCACCUUAAAUGCCUUAUACGACAAGCUUCUCACAGGCUUAAUGUUAAGGUUAUUUCCUGUUCUGUAUAGUCUGUUUAUGUACAUGUACACAUGUUUACAUGUACAUUCUUUGUCUCUAGACAGUUCCACUGUGAUCCCUGUACAUCACGCGUCUCUAGUCUAAAGCCAGCUUGAUAUAACACACAUCAUUUCUUUUUGACAUGAAUGUUGUCACAGUAGCUCUCAUCUAGUGAGGCUCCAUUUUAAGACUCAUUCAUUGCCCAUAAAACUUGAGCACUUGCUAGUGUAGGGCUGACUGAUCAAAUGAUGUAGUCUUAUGGUGUUAUAGAUGUGUUUUCAUGCUCACUAAUACAACAUGAUGAAGAGAGAAAGGAAAUAUGGAAAUUUUAAUUUAUAUAUGCAUUUAAAACUUUUGUUUCUCAGGACAGGGAAUGUUUUACAUCAAAGCUGUCUGCCAUUGGCAUUAUUGCUAUAUUACUAAAGACUGGACUUAAAGGUAAAUUUGCAAUUCUCGAUUAAAAAACGCAUACUGAAGCCAUCUUCGCAAAUGAGCAAAUCAGACCAGAGAAUGUUUUGUAAAGGAUGAUCCAUACACAUAACAGCUCUUAUCAUCCCAAAGCCAAAGCAGGACCAUGUUUCUAAUUCGAAAGAUGUCAUUUCAAGAACCCAGGUUACCCAGAUUUACAGACAUUACUGGCAGAAACAUUUGGUCGUAUGCCAUCUUAUACUCGUACUGCGUGUUUUCAGCUAUCUUACUGACGUUAGGACCGUGCUGAUCAUUGGAUACUGUGAAAAAUCAAGAUGGCACAAAGUGAUGAGGGAAAGCAACACUGAAAACUGGUAAAAUAGAAUUUUAUCUAGUGAAAGUAAAAAUGAUUUUCUUACUACUAUCUGGAUGAACUGCAAUCACUAAAAUGGCUCAAUAUGGAUUUCUUUUUUUUUACAUCAUCUCUAUCAUAGUUGUGCUUGCAUCCACUCAGCUGCAGAGUGUGGUAACACUGAACUCUGGGGCUCUGUGAUAUCUGGCAGGGAAGCAUCACAGUCAUACUCCUUGCAGUGGAUUCAGAGGUGAGAGCUGACAGGUCUAUUUUGUGGUUGCCUUUACAGUACAUCCAUGUUGUGUGAGGGUUUCAAAAGUUCAGAGCUGGCCUGUACUGUAAGUGAAGCAGCUUUUAUUUCUGUCUGUAUGUCAGUUGGUCUCUGCAUGUAAUUUUUGGUACAUGUCUUGUGAAUGUAUUUUUUUACAAUUUCUCAGUUUGCUAAAUUUAUGUUUUGUUAUUUUUGAUGUUUAUGUGUUUGCAAAUAAAAGUAGAAAAUGCUU